Molecule: messenger RNA, 1503 nt
Organism: Striga hermonthica
Lineage: Eukaryota; Viridiplantae; Streptophyta; Magnoliopsida; Lamiales; Orobanchaceae
Source: the annotation of a GenBank genome assembly
AUGGAGGCUGAUGGAGGAAAAUAUUUGGCGAAAGAAAGUGAUGAGGACUUAUCAAGAAACGAGGGCUCUGUUUAUUUGUCGCCUCCUUUGUUGCCAAAGGCCCGAGACUCCAGCGAAAUAGUAGCCGAAGAACCAUUGAGCAAUGAGCAAAUUCACAGUCAAGACUUAACUUUUAACACAAAACCCGGCAAGCCAAUAGUCGAGGGACCCUCGGAUGAUUGUGUGAUGAUAAACACGCCGAAGAGAGUAAAUUUCUCCCCACUCCCCAGCCCGAACCGGAUAAGAAUCAUCGAUUCUCCUGGCCCUUCCACGUCCCGAGGAAUAUCAGCCAUGAAAUAUUUUAUUCCGAAACUGAGCUUCAAAUUCCGGAACACAAAUGCCGAGAUUGAGAAGGCUGCCAUGCUAGCGCUCGGGGUUUCCCCCGAGACACAAAGGAAGACUUCACUUGCCGGGGCAUUCUCGCUGACUAAGAUUUUCACGCAAAAGAUGAAGAGGACUUCGUCUUUACCAGCCACUCCGAUUUUGCACUCGAAUCCAGAAUCUGCUCAUGGAGGGAGUAUUGCCAACACUUCAUCUGAUGCAGCUAAAGGUGGGCCCAAGCUAUCCAUUCACCGUUCGCAUUCAGUUCCCGUUUUCAAUUUUGGCAGUGUAUACCAUAUAAUUCCUUCUACUCGCAAGUCGACCGAUCAGAAAGUGGACACAUCAAUCUCCAAUGCAACUGACACUGAUGAGAACAAGAACUUUCCGGAAGACAUACCACAAGAGGAAGCUGUUUGUAGAAUCUGUUUAGACGAGCUGAGUGAGAACUCGAACACUCUGAAAAUGGAAUGCAGCUGUAAAGGGGAACUUGCUUUGGCCCACCAAGAAUGCGCAAUUAAGUGGUUCAGCAUAAAAGGCAACAGAACUUGUGACGUUUGCAAGCAAGAGGUUAAAAAUCUGUCGGUCACACUUUUACGUGUCCAAAAUGGUGAAAAUCGAGGAAAUGGGUCAAUCCCGGCUGUAAUAGGUCGAUAUAGAGUUUGGCAGGAUGUUCCGAUUCUUGUGAUUGUUAGCAUGCUUGCAUAUUUUUGCUUUUUGGAGCAACUAUUGGUCAAGAGACUUGGAUCGGGUGCAAUUGCAAUAUCUUUGCCCUUUUCGUGCAUUUUAGCUCUACUCGCAUCUAUGACUUCUACUACCAUGGUAAGGAAGAGAUACGCCUGGGUAUAUGCGACUAUUCAGUUUGUGCUGAUCGUUCUUUUUGCACAUAUUUUUUACUCCCUGCUUCAUGUGCAAGCCGUUCUAUCUGUUCUGCUGGCGACUUUUGCUGGUUUUGGAGGUGUAAUGUGUGGAGCUUCAAUUAUUUUCGAGAUUCUCAAGUGGGUCAGAACAUGGAACCUUCCGCCACCUUCCGGAACCAAUUCUUCUCAGCAGAACAUCGAUUUAGAGGCAGGAAAUGUGGGCCCAAUGGAUUCACAGCCCACUCAAAUCGAAGCACGGAACCAAGGUAUUGGGCCUAGCAGCUGA